AGAGUCAAGAAGAUGCUUCAAAGGAGUAGAGUCAACAAAUGUAGAACUUCGGACAGAUUUAACGAGAUAGAGAAAUGCUGCGAUCACGGCGGCGCUCUCCUUACGGCGCCUACUUAUGCGCCGUGAUAUCCGCCGUCCUCCUCCUUCUCUCCGUCUCCCUCCUCUACUCUCGCCUCUCCCUCUCCCACCCUCCCUCCAACCACCUCCCUCGCCCCUCCCUCAUCCACGACGACGACGCCGAUCCCUCCACCUCCGACCCCAUUGACGAGCUCGACAUCAUCGUAGAUGAAAACCAACAGGAGGACCGCCCUCUCCACCUCAACACUCCCUCCUCCGCCUACUUCUUCGAUCCCAUCUCCGCCGCCAUCCGCCGCGCCUUCCUCUCCCCUCCUUCCUCCAUCCACCAAUGGCACUCCUUCGACAACGACGACAACAAAUUCUCCGCUCCCGUCGACCGCUCCAUCACCGCGUUUGGCUCUGACGACGUCCACCUCCACGAUUACCUCCGGAGCAAGACAACGCCGGUAACCUCAAUCGAGGACGCUCUUCUGCUCAAAUCCUCUCCGUUGAGGCAUGGCUGGGGUCACUGGUUCGAGAAGAAAGGCCUCUUUCUCAGAAAAGAUAGAAUGUUCAGGUCGAGUUUCGAUGCGUUGAAUCCAGUUAACAAUCCACUGCUUCAAGAUCCCGACGGUGCCGGCGUCACUGGCUUCACCAGAGGUGACAGGAUCCUUCAAAAAUGGUGGUUGAAUGAGUUCAAGAGAGUGCCCUUCCCCGGCAAUAAAAACCCUAACAAGUUACCGAUCGUGACGAAGAAAUUAGGAACGGAGCGUAAGACUUUGAAUGAUGAUGAAAACAACAAGGGUUCAUUGGGUGAUAUCAUUGAUGAUAGGCAUCAUGAGUUUAGGAAUCAUAUAUAUGCAGAUGGUAACACUUGGGGGUAUUUUCCCGGGUUGCCGCUGCGAUUGUCGUUCGAUGAUUUCAUGGAAGCGUUCUUCAGGAGGGGAAAAUGUGUGAUGAGGGUGUUUAUGGUGUGGAAUUCUCCGCCUUGGAUGUACACCGUUCGCUAUCAGCGUGGCCUCGAGAGCCUGCUGUUUCACCACCCUAAUGCCUGUGUUGUGGUGUUUUCCGAGACAAUUGAGCUUGAUUUCUUCAAAGAUAGCUUUGUCAAGGAUGGUUACAAAGUUGCUGUUGUUAUGCCAAAUCUUGACCAGCUGCUGAAGGAUACGCCUGCUCACAUUUUUUCCUCUGUUUGGUUUGAAUGGAGAAAGACCAAGUUUUAUCCCACUCAUUUCAGCGAGCUCAUCCGUCUUGCAGCUCUGUACAAGUAUGGUGGCAUCUAUCUAGACUCAGAUAUCAUAGUUUGGAAGCCGAUUUCUUUCCUUAAUAAUUCUGUCGGUGUGGAGGAGCAUGCUCCUGGUGCUGGUAGCGCUUUGAAUGGUGCUGUGAUGGCAUUUGCAAAGCACAGUCUAUUCAUAAAGGAGUGCAUGGAAGAGUUCUAUACGACAUAUGAUGAUACUAAUCUGAGAUGGAAUGGUGCUGAUCUGUUGACAAGGGUUGCACGAAAGUUUAUGGGAGAUGAUAAUAAAUCUAUUAAACAGUUGGACUUGAAAGUGGAGCCCUCUCAUAUCUUCUUUCCUAUCACUUCUCAGAAUAUCACAAGAUAUUUUAUUGCACCGGCAACGGAGACUGAAAAAGCUCAGGAAGAUGUUCUUCUUAAAAAAAUAAUGCAGGAGUCAUUGACAUUUCAUUUCUGGAACAGCUUGACAUCUGCUCUCAUCCCAGAACCAGAUAGCCUUGUGACUAGGCUUAUGAAUUAUGCUUGUAUCCGAUGCUUGGAGUUGUUGUAAAUGUAAACUUCCCCCAAUUCUGUCUUGAGCUUCCAUUCAGUAUCACAAAUUAGGAAUGCUUAUGCUCUAGUUUUGGCUAAUAGCAAGAUUAUAGUCCUUGAUGUCAUGAUUCAGCUCUUAACAUUGCAGUCAAGAAGAAAACGACAUCGCGAGUUCUUUCUGUGUAGUUGUAUAUUUUUGUUGUAUAGUGAAAGCGGAGUACUAGGUUAAACUCCACUACUAGAAGAGUUAAAAUAUGCUUACUUUUUGUAGAGCAGAACCAGCGUCAUUAGUAUUAUGUUUUUUUUUGUUAUAACUAUUAUUAAGUGGGUGGUUCUUCCUUUUAAGCA
This is a messenger RNA of Lotus japonicus, 2176 nucleotides long. RefSeq lists its product as uncharacterized. The record is from RefSeq and is a predicted model, not a curated record. Lineage: Eukaryota; Viridiplantae; Streptophyta; Magnoliopsida; Fabales; Fabaceae. The transcript has 6 exons. Bases 75 to 1847 code for a protein of 590 amino acids.